CCUACUUAUCUUGUUAUCGCGAAGUGUCAGUUUGGCCCGAGUAUCAGUUGCGCGCGCGCGUACAAAACAAUUUUAUUUAUAUUUACGUAAAAUAAUAUAAUGUUAAGAAACCCAAAUUAUGUGUACGGACCCCGUAAUGUCGUGGUGCCGGCGAAUAUCAACUUUGGAGACUAUAUUUUGGAACAAAUGUGGACGCAUAGACAGAAAAUUGCUAUGAUAAAUGGAGCUACAGACGAACGCCUAACUUACUCAGAUAUAAUCCAGCAAUCAAUGAACUUUGCAGUCUCGCUCAAUCGUAUGGGAGUCAGAAAAGGAGACACCAUUGGACUAUUGUCAGAGAAUAGACAAGAGUUCUGGGGAGCUGUCAUCGGAGUAGCUUGCUCUGGGGCUGUUUUAACUACUAUUAGCACUGGAUAUGUAAAAGGCGAAAUAAUUCACGUAACAAACAUAUCAAAACCAAAAUACAUCAUCUGUUCUCCACUUAUGUACAAGAACCACUCGAAAACCUUAAAAUCCCUCAACUUCGUUAAGGACAUCAUACUUUUUGGCGCCGAAAAACAAAAUGGCUUCACAAUGUACAACGACUUGGUUUUUGAAAGUAACGGUUUUGUGAAGAACGUAGAAUAUGGACAGUUUCAUUCCGUGGAAGUCCAGGGUCAGACUGAUACGCUUUUCAUCAUGUACUCUUCGGGAACCACUGGCUUGCCGAAAGGAGUGAUGACCACACAUUUGAAUGUUAUCACUGCUUGUUGUUUGCCAGCAUCACACGACCCCAACUCUAUGACUGUCACCAUAACCCCAUGGUACCAUGUGAUGGGGCUGGUGGGGACGCUGACUGCCUUCAUCACGGGAAGAACGGGGGUCUACCUUCCCAAGUUCGAAGUCGACUUGUAUUUGAAGACUAUUGAGAAGUAUCGGGCAGUGCAACUGACAGUGGUUCCACCAGUCUUAGUGGCAGUGACCAAGAAGGAGACUCAGUAUGAUCUGAGCUCCGUCAAGAUGAUCUACUCAGGCGCAGCUCCAUUGCACAAGGAUACUAUCAAAGCUGUUCAUGAGAAAUUCCCCAACUUACAAGGAAUAUACCAAGGCUACGGGUCCACUGAGCUGACGCUGGCAGUGCUGAGGUUCAGCGUGCGCGACCCUAACGUCCACAAGCUGGGCAGCGUUGGAACUGUGUCCCCUAAUACUGUGAUAAAGGUAGUAGACAUAGAAACAAGAAAGCCUCUAGGACCAAACCAGACCGGAGAAAUAUGUGCCAAGGGUGGGUUGCUCAUGAAAGGCUACGUCGGCAAGAGUAAGGGUACCGACUUGGAUGACGAGGGGUUUUACAAGACUGGUGAUAUUGGGUAUUAUGAUGAUGACGGGUACUUCUUCGUGGUCGAUAGGCUUAAAGAGCUUAUUAAGUAUAAGGGGUAUCAGGUACCCCCAGCAGAAUUAGAAGCAGUUCUCCUACAGCACGAAGGUAUAAAAGAUGCAGCAGUCAUAGGCAUUGAAGAUAAGUCGGCUGGGGAGGUGCCUCUGGCCUUCGUGGUGGCUCAACCGGGAGUUACUGAGGAUGAUGUCAAGAAAUUUGUGGCUGAGAGGCUAUCAAAUCCCAAACAUCUUCGAGGUGGAGUUCGGUUCGUGGCUCAGAUACCGAAGUCACCCAGCGGGAAGAUAUUACGCAAAGACUUGAGAAAACUGUUGAAGACUGCUAAGAGUAAACUAUAGUAUAGCUAUACUAAG
Helicoverpa armigera (cotton bollworm) is the source of this 1725-nucleotide messenger RNA. RefSeq lists its product as uncharacterized. Lineage: Eukaryota; Metazoa; Arthropoda; Insecta; Lepidoptera; Noctuidae. Bases 100 to 1710 code for a protein of 536 amino acids. The record is from RefSeq and is a predicted model, not a curated record. Gene Ontology annotation, biological process: long-chain fatty acid metabolic process; fatty-acyl-CoA biosynthetic process. Gene Ontology annotation, molecular function: long-chain fatty acid-CoA ligase activity. The transcript is spliced from 9 exons.